Aspergillus puulaauensis is the source of this 462-nucleotide messenger RNA. RefSeq lists its product as uncharacterized. The transcript is spliced from 3 exons. Bases 1 to 462 code for a protein of 153 amino acids. Lineage: Eukaryota; Fungi; Ascomycota; Eurotiomycetes; Eurotiales; Aspergillaceae. The record is from RefSeq and is a predicted model, not a curated record.
AUGUCCACCCGUAAGAGAAAGCAAGAGCUCGAAGAGGAGGAGGAGCUCCAAGCUCUCCCUAGCGAUGAGAGUGAGGAAGAGGAAGAAUACCAAAGCACCGAUUUAGGCGAAAGCGGAGGUGAAGAAGGAAGCGAGGAGGAAGAAGACGCCUCCGAAGAAGAGCCAGAGGAGGAAGAAGAACAACAGGAAGCCCCUCCCGCCACCAAAAAGCGAAAGACCGCCCCCCCACCGAAAGCCGAGGAUGAGGCUGAAGGUGAAGAAGAUGAGGUAGAAGGCGAGGCGAACGGCAAAGCCGACGAGAACGGCCUCGAUGAGGAAGAAGAUGAAGACGCCGAGGCCGAGGCUGAAGGCGAAGACAACGAGGAGGCCGACGAGACGGCGAAGACCAGUGUCCCCGCUGCCAAGGUCAAGGAUGAUGCUCCCGCGGAGGAGGCCACGGCGACUGCGGAGGCGAAGGCUUGA